CCCUGCCUUGUCCGGAUCAGAUCAAUCAUAUGCAUCCACUCCCAUGCAUCUCCUCGCAGGGCAAGAACAAGAACCAAGAAGAAUCAGUACGCAACGCGGCGCCCAUAAUUCUCCUCAAUUAUUGGACGGGCCAUCGUCUCCUCCUCCUCCUCCUCCUCUCAAGGAAACCGAGUCCCACCUCAUCCAAAUCCACACUCAUUCCCUCGUACGCAACGACCCUGAAAUCAUUCCCUGUGUAAACAUGACACGAGCUUUCUUGUCGCUGCGGUCUUCUCCAGUUCCCCAGCUCCAGAAGCAUUCAUCAAAUCCCUUAUCUGCGAUUGCGACGCCUCCACACGCUUCCUGCCCAUCAUCAUACCUCUCUGCCUUUAUAUAUAUAUAUCUCGAGAAUUCAAUUCACUCAGCUGUAGAUCCCCUGCUCCUUUGGUUGAUUUGCAGUAGCUUUCGAGAAAUGGAGCUGAGAGAGAUCGGGUUCACUCUGCCGCCGGGGUUCAGGUUCCACCCGAACGACCACGAGCUGGUGUGCCACUACCUCUCCAGGAAGGUCAGCGACCAGGAAAGGACCAUGGUGGAGGUCGACCUGCACGUUCAAGAACCGUGGGAACUCCCAGAUGCGGCUAAGCUGGGCGCCGACGAGUGGUACUUCUUCAGCUUCCGCGACCGCAAGUACGCGACCGGAUCGCGAACGAACCGCGCGACCAAGUCGGGCUACUGGAAAGCCACCGGGAAGGACCGAGCGGUCAGCGACCCGGCGACGGGCGCCGCGGUGGGGAUGAGGAAGACGCUGGUGUUCUACAGAGGAAGAGCCCCCAACGGGGCGAAGACGAAUUGGGUGAUGCAUGAAUUCAGACUGGAGACGCCUCGAUCUGCACCAAAGGAGGACUGGGUCCUGUGCAGAGUUUUCGAGAAGAGGAAAGGGGAAAGAGAUCAAGGAGGGGAGUCGGCCACGGAGGGAACGCCGACGAGCUCGAGGUGGGGGGAGGAGGAGUGGCUUGGAUUGCUGUUGGAGUGGGGGACGAUGGAGAACGGAGCUCGAGCUGGGGAAGGAGGAAUUCUGACUGUGUAACGGAAGCACGAACUGUAGAUUUGGUGUAAUAAUUGUUAGCGCGUAGGUUUGGUUUAAUUCAUGAUUAUCUGCCUUUUUUUUAAUUAAGAAUUCUUAUUUAAUUUAGUAUUUUUAUUUACUAUUUAAAUUGAAAUAAAAUGAAUAAAUUGAAAUACACAUCGUCGUUUUGGUUCGGGGAGGUUUAGCUCUUUAGAAGCGAUCGAUCUCGUAGAUCCGUCGAUCGAAUCAUUCUCCGCCGGCGAUUCCUCCUCCUUGCCUGGCUGCCCGACCACCUGCGGCGAAGUCCGCAUUCGCUACUCCUUCGGCGUCGGCCCCAAUUGCUAGGGCGGAUUCCGCCGACGAAGGCGACGGCUUCGUCGCCUACAAGCCUUUCCUCGCAGCUGCCGAGGUAAUCGACGUAACCCUAGCUUCCAGCUAGGCACGCAUCUGCAACCAACAGAUGCCGGAAACCGCCUCACCAACAUCGGGCGCGACACCUUCGCCUACAUGGAGGGCCUCAAGGAGCGGCGGUGGAUAUCAGACCGCCCUCGUCGACGAGUGAUUCGAGUUCAGCGCCUCCUGCGUUACUUCAAACGAUCUCAUUCGAACUCCGGGCGUGCGUGCUCAGCUCAUGCUGGGCUGGUCGAUCGGAGGAGUGUGUGGACUCCAUCAGUGACCCAGGUUGCCUCUGCAACUUCUCCACUGAUUGUCAGGGGAGGUACUACUUCAGUCAUGGAUGCCAAGGUCUAUAUUGUUUGAUUUGUCUCUCAUAACUUGAGGUAUUUGUCAAAAUUCUAAACUUGACCUUGAUGAGUGCAAAGACAAAGAGGAUUGUCCAUGCUUUGGAGUAUGUACAAACAAAUCAGGGGGAUACAGCUGUGUUUGCUCACCAGGGAAGCAGGGAGAUCCUUUCACUGAUGGGGUUUGCUAUCGCGAGAGCCUUUCCUUGGCAAUGAAGUUGCUUAUUGUUGUCCUGGGUGGUAGCUUGUCAACUCAAACUCACUUGAUUUGCAAUUCUGCUGACUCGACAUUAUAUGAUUCGCAGAUCACAGUUGUUGAUUGUUCCCACCCCCCUAAAGGAGUCAGCUUUUGCCUUGUCCUACUGUUUGGUUUUAUUAUUAACAUCAUGCAUGAAAGAGGAAAAAAUCCAAAGAAUCAAAGACGUAUUUUUCAAGCAAAAUGGCGGACACUUGCUUACUUGAAGAAAUGAAAUUGCAACAAGGUAUUUGAUUAGAAAUUUUUACUAGAGAAGAACUAGGUCAAGCAACAAACAAGUUCAACAAGAAUCACAUUAUUGAGGCUGGUGGUCAUUGAACGGUAUACAAAGGAAUCCUGAACGAUAAUUGGACUGUGGAAAUAAAGAGACCUAUGAUCAUAGUAAAGCUUUUGGACUGUUGCCUGGAAGUGGAACACCAAUGCUGGUCUUAGAGUUCAUCCCCAGUGGAACCUUAUUUCAGUUUAUUCAUGAAAGUAGCAGAAAUCAACCACUUCACUAGAAACUUGUCUAAAGAUUGCACUGGAGUCUGCAGAAGCACUUGCCUAAUUGCAAUUGUUCGCUCUCCUUGGAUAAUUCAUGGUGAUGUGAAAUUUUCUAACAAAGUACUGACGAAUGAGACUCAGUUUGCCACAUUGGUAGAAGGGAUUUUUGGCUUCCUAGACCCUGAAUAGCUAUGAACAUGUCAAUUAAUUGACAAGGAUGAUGUUUAUAGUUCUGGGUGGUUCUUCUGGAAGGGAAGAAAGUGAUCUAUCUUGAAGAGUCUGGAGCAGAGAGAAGUCUUUCUUUGAGCUUCAUAGUGGCAAUGAAGGAGGGUAGAGUUGCUGAGUUUUUCGCUCAUCAAGUCAGAAAAGAUGCAGAAGCACAACUUCAAGAGUUUGCCAAGUUAGUUGUGCAGUAUCUUAGUGUUCUUAGGAGAAGAAAGGCUUACGACAAAAGAGGUGGCAGAAGAGCUUUCAAAAUUUAGAAAAUUGAAUCAGAAAUCCAAGGCACAGCAAAUCAUGGUCAAGACUCAGACUCAAAUGCAUCCAUGGCUACCUAUGAAUUGUAUAACAAACAAUUGUGGAGACGCUGACAGAAUAGUAUAAAUCCUCAUUCUGGUCCAGUCCUCACGAUGAUCAAAUUUAGAAGUUUUCCAUCAAAAACCAAUGAAAGAAAUAACAAUAUUGGAGGGCCAUUAGAAGGAUUUCCAUACAUGGGUUUAUAAAUUGUGUCAUUGAACACGAAACAGUGGGUCUUUAGCUUACAAACUAACAUACUGCAGCCUCAUGCUGCUGUAGCAACAUCGUCUGUUUCCUCACAUCAUGAGGUCAAACAGGGGAAGAAUCCGGUUCAAACAAUGGCGGGCAGCAUCUUCUGAACAUUCCACAGCAGCAGAGACACCACAAGCUGCAUAUUUGGCAGAAGAUCAAAUCAAAUUUUACAUGGCACAGGCCCAAGGCUGCACCUCAAAGGACACACUCACCAUGAAUCCAGUAAGCCAUGGGGGGACGGUGCAGGUGCCGGAGGAAGCAGUGGCACCUCAGGAUGAGAAAAUGGUGGUGGUGGUGGGGGAGAAUCCAUUGCCACACACGGGAAAUCACCAACUAACCUAACCCUCCGUAGUGUGUAAUAUGGCACUCCAGCUAACAGUCAGAUCAGUGCUCCAAGAACGAGAGGCAAACAAACAGUCAGCUGUGAGACUAAAGAAAACGGUUUAAUGUGCCAGUCUAUGAUGUUUCAAUGAUGGAUAGAUAGAGUUGAUUUUAGAAAUUCAGCUGAAAGACAUUAUGUUUUGAGGAAAAUAUCGUGUUAUGGAAUCAUUUUAGUUUUUUUUUUU
Zingiber officinale is the source of this 3858-nucleotide messenger RNA. RefSeq lists its product as uncharacterized. Gene Ontology annotation, biological process: regulation of DNA-templated transcription. The coding region runs from base 44 to 1066 and encodes 340 amino acids. The transcript has 6 exons. NCBI's taxonomy places the organism in Eukaryota, Viridiplantae, Streptophyta, Magnoliopsida, Zingiberales, Zingiberaceae. Gene Ontology annotation, molecular function: DNA binding. The record is from RefSeq and is a predicted model, not a curated record.